AUGCCGAAUCGAUCGCCACCCAAAAACAAGCGUUCUCGUAUGCACGAAAUGCUCAAGAGCAGACCCGGUGAUUGGUUUCGUGAUUCAGAUAUGAGCUUGCGAGACCAAGAGCUUCUUCGGAGCCCCAACAAUAUGUUUUCCUAUGACAAAGACUGUUUCGUGCGCAAGAUCCUCGAUUGGAUCGUCGAACACGACGAGCUUUGCAAGAAACGAAUCCAGGAAGCUGGGGGUGUCCUUGUCGGCUUUCCGGAAACUGCUAUGCCAUCCUCAGUAUCCCCUCCUUACCAGUCAAUGAUCAUCAACGUCAACAUCAGGGGUGCUCCUGGUGGUUCCUUUGACUGGGGCUAUCUAACUACCUCGCCGCAGAACGUGCGGAUUUUCAAGGGACCCGAAUAUACCUGCUCAGCUCACUCGUGGGAUGCAAUGAUACUCAAGGACUGCUACGCCAACACAAGCAAUCUCCGGAAGAUUGAAGCCAUUGCUGACCGCCGCUGGGAUAUCUUGGCCAUGAAAUUGUGCGAGGACAUCAGAGGUUCGUUUGUAGCCUGCUCGCUUUGCUUACAUAGACGGUGA
Pyricularia oryzae 70-15 is the source of this 573-nucleotide messenger RNA. RefSeq lists its product as uncharacterized. Lineage: Eukaryota; Fungi; Ascomycota; Sordariomycetes; Magnaporthales; Pyriculariaceae. The record is from RefSeq and is a predicted model, not a curated record. The coding region runs from base 1 to 573 and encodes 190 amino acids. The transcript is spliced from 2 exons.